Messenger RNA from Oncorhynchus mykiss (rainbow trout), 2694 nucleotides. Lineage: Eukaryota; Metazoa; Chordata; Actinopteri; Salmoniformes; Salmonidae. The record is from RefSeq and is a predicted model, not a curated record.
GUAUAAUCUAGUGGACGGAACGCUUCUUUCAACAGCAGCAACAGUUCGUCAGACACCUCGGUAGCUUGCUAGACAAAAUAGCCGAACAAAUAAAGCUCUUUAGACGCUUCAGUGUUUAUUAGCCACUGUCUUUUAAAACCAUUUAUGUCGUCUAGUUAGUUAUCCGAUUUAAUUUCAUAUUUAGAGUGUUGUUAUUAGUAAGCUAGCGGGCUGGUUAAGUUAGCAUUAGCCUAGCUAGCUAACAUCUCCGACCAUGCGGUCACUAAGCUACUCUCCUUCUUAUGAAGAGAAGGAUAUCACAGUAAAUCAAGAAGUAGAGAGUGGGGCCUUUACUGUGAAAGAAGAGGAGGACGCGUUCAGAGUGAAAGACGAGGAAGAUAUCACAGUAAAACAAGAAGUAGAGAGUGAGGCUGUUACUUUGAAAGAAGAGGAAGACACUCCUGCUGCUAAGGAAGAGGUGGAUAUCACAGUAAAACAAGAAGUAGAGGGUGGGGCCGUUACUGUGAAAGAAGAAGAGAAAGACACGUUCAGAGUGAACGAGGAGGAGGAUGUUGUUACUUUAAAAGUGGAGGAGGAUGUUACUGUAAAAGAGGAGGAGGAUGUUACUGUAAAAGAAGAGGAGGAUGUUACUGUAAAAGAAGUGGGGGAUGUUACUGUAAAAGAAGAGGAGGAUGUUACUAUAAAAGAAGAGGGGGGUGUUACUGUAAAAGAAGAGGAGGAUGUUACUGUAAAAGAAGAGGGGGGUGUUACUGUAAAAGGAGAGGAGGAUUCCGUUUUUGGAGUGAAAGAGGAGGAGUGGGAAAUGACUGUUACAUCAAAAGAAGAGGAGGAACCUGGAUAUCUGGGCCCGGUUUCCCAAACGCAUCUUAAGGCAUCCAAUGGUUCUAACGAUGAACCGGCCCUGAUUAACACUAGAGAGAGACGGGACUACCGUGGAUCCUCUGGGGAGCCUCAACAACCUCAUGAUGCUGACAAGGCAGAGAAGAGUCUCUCCAGAUCAGAACCCCCCAAGAAACACCUGCAGAGAUCCACAGGGAAGAUAACUCACUGCUGCUCUGACUGUGGGAAGAGAUUCACCUCAUCAGGCAUUACAAUUCAUCAGCGAACACACAGAGGGGAGAAAUCUUAUAGCUGUGAUCAAUGUGGGAAGAGUUUUACUACAUCUGGCUCUCUGACUUUACACAGGAGAACACACACAGGAGAGAAACCUUAUAGCUGUACUCAAUGUGGGAAGAGUUUUACUCAGCUCAGCAGCCUAAUAACACACCAGAGAAUACACACAGGAGAGAAACCUUAUAGCUGUACUCAAUGUCGGAAGAGUUUUACUAAUCCAUCCGCGCUGACAGUGCACCAGAGAAUACACACAGGAGAGAAACCUUUUAGCUGUGGUCAAUGUGGGAAGAGUUUUGGUCAAUCUGGAGAUCUGAGAGUGCACCAGAGAACACACACAGGAGAGAGACCUUAUAGUUGUGGUCAAUGUGGGAAGAGUUUUGGUCAAUCUGGAGAUCUGAGAGUGCACCAGAGAACACACACAGGAGAGAGACCUUAUAGCUGUGAUCAAUGUGGGAAGAGUUUUGCCCAAUCUGGAGCGCUGACAGUGCACCAGAGAAUACACACAGGGGAGAGACCUUAUAGCUGUAGUCAAUGUGGGAACAGUUUUGCUGCAUCAAGAACUCUGACUCAACACCAGAGAAUACACACAAGAGAGAAAUCUUUUGUCUGUGAAUAAUGUGGGAAGAGUUGUGGUAUCACACCAGAGAGCACACACAGGAGAGAUACCUUAUAGCUGUGAUCAGUGUGCCAAGAGAUACUUUAAUAAAAUAUCUCUGAUCAAACAUCAGAAAAUACAUACAUUAAUUAGUUAUUUCAUGAUAUCAAUGAAAAGAUGUCACAAUGUAGAAUGUUUUAACAUUGUAGUAGGAGUAUUUUAAUGACGUCACAAUGUAGAACCCUAAACAUUUGUCCCCUGUUCUAUUGAUUUCAACAUGAUAUGGAUAUUAGACUCAGGGGGGAAAUCCAGGCUCUGAAAUGGAAGAGUAUUAUUUAACAAACAGUGAUUAACAAAAAAUGUGUUUUGUUCCACUUACCACGUUCGUGAUCCACUUGAAUCAAAAUGCAACACUUCAAAAUGUAUCAAGCUGUUUUCUGCAAGUUGUCCUCUAACCAGGGAUAUACACAUUACUCCCAAAUUCAGUGUGGUUUUUGAGCUGUUAGCUUUAACAGGACGUGCAACCUCAUCUCUCUUCUCGCACAAAUGAUUUUAGCAUGAUAUUGAUGAGUUAUAACAAAUAAGUGUUGUGUUCCUUUGUUUAGUGACUCCUAAAUUUAAAUGCAUCCCUCCAAAAUGUAGCUGACUGUCUUCUGCAGGUUGUCCUCUAACCAGUGAGGUAAAAGAUAUCUCCCAUUUCCAUGUGUUUUUUUAGUUGUGUUAGUUUCAACAUCACGUACAACCUAAUUUCCCCUCUAAUCGAUAUCAGUGAUUUAUUGCGUCUUGUCAAAACAACAGCGUUUUUGGUGCUUGUGCAGUUUAUAAGGAGCUUGUUUUAAAAAUACAAGAAAUAUGAUUAUUGUGGCAGAUGUUUGUCUAUAUAGCACAUUUUAUGUUUAGGUUUUCAAUUUAUCCCUAACUGUUUCUGCAUAUUGGUUAUUGAUUUGGAGACAUUAAAACUGUGUUUUGACAUUGGGGAUAUCACA